Nezara viridula (southern green stink bug) is the source of this 393-nucleotide messenger RNA. The record is from the annotation of a GenBank genome assembly. Lineage: Eukaryota; Metazoa; Arthropoda; Insecta; Hemiptera; Pentatomidae.
AUGACUUCAACCGGCUGGGCGGUAGUACGCUCUGACAGGGCGUUCACCUUCGAGUCCCCGUUUCCUGGUCAUCAAGGAUUCAUCUUCAUUCAUCACCGCUGGGACCAGAUUAAUAAUCAGCACGGCACCGAAGCUCAUUUCAACAAAUCCUCACCUCCUCACUACCCUGAUAUAAUCAAGAAAAUCAGCGAAGAAAGAGUAGGAGAUAACAGUCUCCAAGAUGCACCCCGCAUCUAUCGGCCUACCGAGGUUGCUUCGAGUGAUAUCACGGUUCUAAUCGAACAAGAGCGGUGCGGAGACACUAACAAUAUGCCUUGGAACCGUUCGAAGGCAUUUAAAACAGCUUCGCCUGAUAUAACUCUGAAACUCUCUUCUGAACCGGCACGAAAGUGA